AUGGCGAGUUCACAAAAUACUCAAAAUGUAUGGGAACAAACAGAACAAGACUGCUACGUCGCCUUGACACACGAUCACUUAAACGCCCAGGCCAUCAUGGACCGUGUACGCAGCCCCUCAGCUGGCGCUAUUGUUCUCUUUGCAGGCAAGCUCUUGCCCUUGUUCAUCUUCCUUCGUUCAACUAGAAGAACCACCCGCGAUAACUUUGCUGGUAAACCGGUCAAGGAAUUGCAAUACACAGCAUAUCACCCUCGUGCUCUCAAGUCCAUGAUGGCCAUUGCGAAAGACGUUCAUGACAAGCAUGGCCUACGUGGGGUAGCUAUGAUCCAUCGUCUCGGCGCUGUUCCUAUCGGCGAGGAGAGCAUCCUAAUCGCCGUAUCGUCUCCUCAUCGUCAAGCAGCGUGGCGAGCAGGCGAAGAGGCGUUGGAAGAGUGUAAAAACAAGGUUGAGGUAUGGAAACGUGAAGAGUUCGAAGGUGAGGGGGGGGUUUGGAGAGCCAACAGGGAUGGAGCUAUAGGACAGCACGAAACAUGA
This is a messenger RNA of Fusarium venenatum, 534 nucleotides long. The record is from RefSeq and is a predicted model, not a curated record. NCBI's taxonomy places the organism in Eukaryota, Fungi, Ascomycota, Sordariomycetes, Hypocreales, Nectriaceae.